AUGUUGAAGAAAGUUGACAUACUCGUGGUAAACGACGACGGCAUCGAUGCGAAUGGCAUCAAAACGCUAAUUCGAACGCUCGCGAAAGAAAAAGAGUUUAACGUGUGCGUCGUCGCGCCAGAGCGCGAGCGAUCGGCGAGCGGACACUGCAUCACAGUACACGAACCAAUAGGAGUUAAACGAUUAUCGGAUUACUAUCACGACGACGCCUACAACGAUGAUGAUGAAAACGAAAACGAACAAGCGAACGAAAGAAAAGAAGAAGAAGAAGAUGAUGAAAAAGUGAGAUGUAAAAGUUAUUCAAUCACGGGGACGCCUGCGGAUUGCUCAAUGCUUGCGCUAGGCCCAGAUUUGUUUCCAGAACUCAUCAAAUCGAAGGAUGAUGGUAGUAGCAAUAACGAUAGCAAUGACGGUGUGGCAUUUGAUGUUGUUCUCUCGGGAGUCAAUCGAGGCGACAACGCGGGUAAACACGUCAUGUAUUCGGGAACGGUCGCCGGUGCCCGAGAAGCCGCGAUGAAGGGCCAAAUAGGCGUUGCACUUUCGUUAGAUUCGUAUUCGAGAAGUGCCAAUUACUCUGAAAGUUGUAAAAUAGCCACGCAGAUUGUGAAAUCCAUCGUAUCGAGCGAAGAACGGAAGCGACUUUUGAGAGGUUUUGUCAUCAACGUGAACGUCCCGAGAGAUGGCGAAAAGAUCAGAGGCGUAGAAACUUGCGCGGUAUCGAAGUGCUCGACUAUUCCGCUGUGGAAACGAGUCAAAGACCCUAACCCUGAAGUUUUAUACGUGACGCACGACGACGGCGAGGAGGAUGCGCGAGCGCCUUCGCCGAUACCGUCUCCCCCAUCUUCGCCUCGAAACUCUUUGGAAAGGAAAAGCAGUAAAAUUCUUUCGUCGCCGAAGAAGCGCGAUGAGGCUGGCGUCAAAGGCGGUAAUAGCAAAGAUUUUGACACGUCCGACUAUUUUAAAACGAAUUUGAACAUCUCUGGUGACGAUGAAAACGGAACGGCGCGUUGGAGAACGAGCGAGACGCGAUGGUUUCGAAACGGGUUUGGUGGAACCGAACGCGACGACCGCGUCGGAAUCGACUCGGAGCUUUUGAAGCAAGGUAAAGUCGCCAUCUCGAUAUUAACAACGAAUAAUGCGUGCUUAACGGAUCCAACGCUCAGAUUCGACGUCAGCGAAGAGGAUGCGGCGAGAAUAAAACAGAUUGGCGAUGAUAUAGCUCGAGAACUAGCGAGUUCGUUGUGCCUUUGA
This is a messenger RNA of Bathycoccus prasinos, 1251 nucleotides long. RefSeq names its product stationary phase survival protein SurE. The coding region runs from base 1 to 1251 and encodes 416 amino acids. NCBI's taxonomy places the organism in Eukaryota, Viridiplantae, Chlorophyta, Mamiellophyceae, Mamiellales, Bathycoccaceae. The record is from RefSeq and is a predicted model, not a curated record. Gene Ontology annotation, molecular function: nucleotidase activity. The transcript has 2 exons.